Messenger RNA from Cinclus cinclus, 963 nucleotides. RefSeq names its product taste receptor type 2 member 7-like. The coding region runs from base 1 to 963 and encodes 320 amino acids. Gene Ontology annotation, molecular function: G protein-coupled receptor activity; bitter taste receptor activity. Gene Ontology annotation, cellular component: membrane. The record is from RefSeq and is a predicted model, not a curated record. Lineage: Eukaryota; Metazoa; Chordata; Aves; Passeriformes; Cinclidae. Gene Ontology annotation, biological process: sensory perception of taste; detection of chemical stimulus involved in sensory perception of bitter taste; G protein-coupled receptor signaling pathway. The transcript has a single exon.
AUGGAAGCUUGUCACUCUCCACAGCAAUCCAAUGUCACUACGUAUGGGGAUGCAACUUUGGCCAUCAUCAGCCUGGAGGCAUUUGCUGGCAUGUGGAUAAAUGCUUUCAUGGUCUGUGUGCUUUGCAUUGGCUGGGUCAACAAGAAAACCCUGAACUCUAAUGAGAAGAUCUUGCUGCUCCUGGGAUGCUCCAGGUUUUGCUCUUUGUGCAUCUCAUGGACAUAUUCAUUUCUCUCAAUUAUUUAUCCCAAUUACCUUUAUGUUCAUACCAUACUCCAAAUUGCAAUAUUUUUACAAGCCUUUUUCAAUCAUUGCAAUUUGUGGUUUUCUGCCUGUCUUUGUGUUUUUUACUGUAUAAAAAUUGCCAAUUUCAGGAACAGCUUCUUCAUCUACCUGAAAGUAAAAAUUGACAGAAUUGUGCCAUGGCUGUUGUUGGGGUCAGGGAUUUUAGCUUUGGCUAUCGGAAUCAUUGCCUAUGACAUUGCUGAUAAACCGCACUGCAACAACCUCAAUUCCACCAGACAAGGAAAUUUUGGGAAAGCAAGUAUCAAAAUGGAUAAACAUUUUUUCCCUUCUUUUUUUCUCGCUGGCUUUGGAUAUGCUGCUUCAUUCACGGCAGUCAUCUUUGCUGCUGUUUUCCUUCUGUUUUCACUCUGGAGACACCAAUGCAAGAUGCAGAAAAACUCCAUGAAGGACCUCAGCAUGGAUGCUCACAUCAGAGCCAUGAAAUCUAUUUUCUCCUUCUUAGUGAUGUACAGCAUCAACUUUGUAUGUUUGGUCUUAGAAAUGGUUUAUGUCACACAGAAGAUAAGUCAUAUGACAUUUCUCAUUGUAGUAUUUCAGUACACUUUUCCAGGUCUUCACUCCCUUAUUCUGAUUUUCAGCAAUCCUAAGCUGGAAAAGACACUGCUAAAGAUUCUUUCCUUAGAAAGUACUCUGAAGCACAAGAUUUGCAUGAGUUAG